UCGGAAUAGUCCGAAAGGCAAACGCAAUUUGUUGAAGUUUUAUAUCCCAUGUUCGUUGAUCCUCAAAAGAGUAUGCUGCCAGUAUAGGUUUAAUCGAUCUGUUUACUCUUUCCGACAAGUUAGUUUGUGUGAUAUAAGGAUGUUUUACGAUGUUUUAUUUGUAAAAUAUCGCACACAGAUUUAAAACGUUGGACACAAACUGUGCGCCAUUAUCUGAUAUUAUUUUGAUUGAUCAGUGAUAUUUGACUUUGAUUUUUCUCUUCUUAGUGUUCGAUUGAACGGUUUGGUGACCGAAAAAGUUCGGUUGCGAACCGUUCGGCCACCGAACUAUCGGUUUGGUGCAUGCCUAGAUGCAAAGUAGAAUAGAAGAACAUUUUAAGGCAUAUUAGUAUUGUCCGGUAGAAGACACAUUCGCUCACAUUGUGCUUUAUUUAAUCUAUUUUCUCACUGGUCACUUCCUUCAAAAGCUUCAAUUUCAUUCAAUUUGCCGUUAGUCCAGAUCAGGUAUGCAACCAUCCCAAGCUAGGGCUCGCUGAUCGGCAGCGAACAUGUUUGGUUGCGAACCGUUCCGUGAACGAACAUGUUCGGUAACAAACCGUUUGGUGGCCGAACAUGUUCGGUUGCGAACGGUUUGGUGACCGAAAAAGUUCGGUUGCGAACCGUUCGGCCACCGAACUAUCGGUUUGGUGCAUGCCUAGAUGCAAAGUAGAAUAGAAGAACAUUUUAAGGCAUAUUAGUAGUGCAUAAUUUGCAUUACUUCAUUAUAUUAUGAAUUAAGUUGUUGGAUAGAAAUGAUUAGAAUAGUAAAAGACUAGAAUAGUAGAAUAAUAGAAUAGCAGAAUAGUGUUUUCCACCGGCUACAGCCUAAAAAUUAAAGCUUAUUUUAAAUGGACCUCAAUGCCAUAGUGUUUUGUGAUAAAGAAAGCAAAGGCUCUUUUUAGAAGGUAUUAUUUUGAAACGAUCUGUGGAAAAUCCGUUCUUAAAAUAGCAAUGUAUUUGUUUUUUCAGAUAGAUAAAUAGUGUUUAGUACCGUCUGCAAACUGGAAUUUUUGGGAUUUCUGGAACUUUUUCAUUGCUAAUGCAAAUUUUGAAACACUGAAUUUUCCACGGACCUUUUCAAAAUCCUAUCUUUUGAAAAUAGUUUUUACUUUUUUUUAUCACAAAAGGCUAUGCCAUUGAGGUCCGAUUAAAAUAAGCUUUAAUUUGACAUAUAAGAAAUAUGUAGCUUUUCAGGGUGAAGAAUCUUGAAAUAUGAUCUUGUAAUUCAUAUUACAAUACACCACAAGACCUUACAAGAGCAUAUGAAAUCUUGUCAGAUUUCAUAAGAAUGUUGGUUAAAAAAAAAAUAAACUUUGUCAAUCUGCUGUUGAAAAAACUGCUGUAAAUAAAUUGAGCGUUAAUUUAGAAAAUAAUUCCUGGUAAGCAGAAAAUAGUUCCUGUCACGAUAUACGUAGAUAUAUUUUUGUGUUUUUGUAUGUGUGUCAAUUUUAAGAAUAAUUGCUUGCUUUAAUAACCGUUUUUUCAAUAUUAUCACCUUUGAAUAAUCCAGCAAACACUUACAGCAUUCUAUUUUAUUAGAAAUUCUUAAACUUAUACUUUGAUAGAUUAUAUAUUAUGACUGCAUAGGUUUUUAUGUUAUAAAUGUGUAACAGUAGGGCAACUAUUCUUGCAUUAACCAAUCAAUAUUCGACUGACUCCAAGAUGGAUUUUAAAAAAUUACCUGUUUAAUCAUUUCGGCUUGUGCUUCUGGCUAUUCAUCUUGAUGUGCCCAACCCAAAACACCGCGUAUUGUCAUUUCUUUCAGAAAUAUUAUCACAUGGUGUUGUGGAUCGAAAAAAGCAAAAGAAUAACGAUGAUUUAAUGAUAGUGUAUAUUCUGCAAAGAGAUUCUUGACUACCCUGUUUAAUAUCAGAAAAAAGAGUUUGAAGCGGCACCACCUCCAGCAAUAUUUUCAAUACAUUGACUUUUCAAUAUUCGCAUUAUGGAACUUCAUGCGGAAAGAGUAAAAUAAAUAAAUUUUACCAUAGGGCUAAUACCAAGUUCAUUUGUAUUUUAUCGCAUGAAGUAACGAACAGACAAGACGAAUAUAGAGAAAUAAUAAGAGAAGAAAAACAAAUAAAAAUGAUCUCAAAAAACAAAAGCAAAUAAAACGUUAAGAUAAGAGAAAGAAUAAAAAAAGAAUGUGCGUAGAUAAAGAUUAUAUAUGAAAAUGUUUAAUUAAUUUUAUAUAUUACAUGAUAGCUAAAUAUAUUAAUUAAAAAAAUUUUCAUCUUGACAGAUGAUUGUUCACACGUUUAUUUAUUUAUAACGAUGAGUAAAAGAUAAUUUUUUUCAUAGAAGCAUGACAAGUCGUGAAUCUGAGAUGGUUUACAAAAAAAAAGAAUUCAAUAAUUUUAAACUUUCCACAAUCAUAGAGAUUGUUUAGCGAUACACAAAUUCACACACAAAUCACAACAUAAUUGAUAGAGACAGUAUCUAUAUAUUGCCUCGAUUUCAUACAGUCUAAAAACAUUGAAAUUUAUUUGUACAAUAAAUAAUUUGCUUUUAAAUAACGAUAAAUUAGUACACAUUCACAGUUCUUUUUUUUUCCCUCUAGUUUAUUCUACUCGGACAUGAAACAACAUCACAAACACAACAUACUCAACUUCCGUCUACAACAAUGUCUUCACUACUACUUGCUAGCGCUUCGAAUACAACAGCAUCAACAACAAACCUUUUAUCUUCAUUAUUUCUUCCAUUAAACAAAACGUCCACAGCAACAAAUUUAUACAAAUUCAAACGGCUCUAUAGCAAGCAUCGCCAUUAAGUAAGUCACUGAGAAAAAACUUAUAUUGCAUGAAUUGAACGUUAUUAGUUUCAUUAGUUAAUCGUAGACAGUUCAUUCCACGUUCCUUUUCUGCUGUUCCAUGAAAAAAAUGACUUUACUAAAAGAAAAAUAUCGACAAGACAAGAUUUGAAAAUCGCGGUUAUCUUAUGAUGAUAAAUAAUGUGACAAUAAUAGGCCAAUUGACUAUGACACAAACAAAAUAUUACUGUAAAACACGAGAGAGCCUGUAAUAUUUUGUGAAAACUUCUUAGAACUUGUCCGUUUUCCAAAGAAAAAGGAAGUUUGAAGUAUAAAGUUUGUACACGAGGAUUUUUAUGGUUUGCAGAUGAUUUUUUGGCAGUAGCUGUAAACUUUCAGGGUGGACUUGUGAUUGAUCAAAUUUCAAUAUAAAUUUGAUGUUUACAGCUUCUGAAUGAAUCGGUAACAGACAGUGUUAUUGGUCGGAUGUUGUUAGACACAAGUUUUAAAAAUUAUUCGGAUAUAUUAUCACAUAUUCUAUGUGAUAGCCCGCCAGUUCAAUAGGAAUUUUUCACAUUUUUGCUUCGUAGAAGCAACGUAGACAAACUUUUUAUUCAGGAUCGGAGAUAACAGUACAAAAGUGGACAUCAUAGUUUUCUAUAAGUCGUCUGUUGUUAUUAUGUUCCAUUUUCAUGCAUUUUUUAAGAUUAUGUAAUAGGAUUUUUAUCUUUCCAGCCUAUGAACAAGUUCCAUUUAAAGAGGCUAGUGAAUGGUGUCAUAUAACGUAUUAUGAAAUGUCACAUCGUGUCGGUGAACAAUUUCGUGCUACACAACCACAAGUUAUUAUCGACGGUUUUACUGAUCCAUCAAAUCCUGAUCGUUUUUGUUUGGGAAUAUUAACAAAUAUUAAUCGAACAUAUGAAAUUAAUAAAGCAAGAACAUCUAUCGGUCGUGGUGUUCGAUUAUAUCACAUUCGAGGUAAUGUCUACGCUGAAUGUAUAUCUGAUAAUCCAGUAUUUGUACAAAGUCCUAUAUGUAAUCAACGAUUUAACUGGCAUCAAACAACUGUAUGCAAAAUUCCACCGACAUACAAUUUGAAAAUAUUUGAUAGUGCUGAUUUUGCACGGACAUUAAAUAAUGCAAUACGUGACGGUUACGAAGCUGUUUGGCAAUUAACAAAAAUGUGUAUUAUACGAAUGAGUUUUGUUAAAGGAUGGGGUAUAGAAUAUAGGCGUCAAGCUGUUACCUGUACACCAUGUUGGGUAGAAACUCAUUUAAAUGGUCCAUUAAAAUGGUUAGACAAUGUUUUACAACAUAUGCGUGGUCCAACACAAUCCAUCACAAGUGUAUCAUAA
This is a messenger RNA of Didymodactylos carnosus, 4140 nucleotides long. Lineage: Eukaryota; Metazoa; Rotifera; Eurotatoria; Philodinida; Philodinidae. The record is from the annotation of a GenBank genome assembly.